CGGGGCGCCGCGGCGCGAUGGACUCUGGGCGGGGAGUUGAUAGGCCGCCGCCUCACGUGAGAAGCUGAAAAGGGAAGAGCCGGGGGUGCGCGGGACGGAGCGGCGGCGCUGGAAGGAGUUCUUCCGCCAUGACGAUGCCAUACCUGCUCCCCACUCUGCUGUACCUCUCGCUUGUCCUGCUGGGGCCUGGUGAUGGAGUCAUUGUAUUGUCUGUCCCUGAAGUGGUUUCAUUAGAAAGUGGAAGUUCAACAAACGUCACCGUCUCUCUGAGGGCUCCAUUAAAUGAGACACUGGUGAUAACUUUUAAUAUUACACACUCAUCAAAACGCAGCACCAUUGUUGAACUGCCUGAUGAAGUACAGUUGCCUGCAGGUCACACUAAAGCAGAAUUCCAAGUGAAAGGAGAUGAUGUUGGACAAGUAACAGUUUACCUUUAUACCAUUAAUUCCAACUUAACUGGACCUAGGAUUCAAUUUCAAGUGUUCCAUAGCAUCAUAGUGAGAUAUGCUGAUGAAGUGACUGGCUGGAUAUAUUUCCUCGCCUGGUCUAUCUCCUUUUAUCCCCAACUCUUUGAGAAUUGGCGACGAAAAAGUGUUGUUGGACUAAGCUUUGACUAUAUAGCAUUAAACCUUACUGGGUUUAUAGCAUACAGCGUGUUUAAUGUUGGACUCUUCUGGAUUCCCUUGAUUAAGGAGGAAUUCUUAGUCAGUUAUCCCAGUGGGGUGAACCCUGUGGCCAUCAAUGAUGUUUUCUUCAGUCUCCAUGCAGUAGCUCUAACUCUCCUCACCAUAAUUCAGUGCUGUAUCUACGAGAGAGCAGGUCAGAAGGUAUCCAAAGCUGUUGUUGGACUACUGGCACUUGCAUGGGUCUUCACAUUUACAACACUGUUUCUUGCUGCAGCUGAGGAAAUGACAUGGCUACAGUUCUUAUUCUGCUUCUCUUAUAUUAAGUUAGCAGUCACACUGAUAAAAUAUUUUCCACAGGCAUACAUGAAUUUCCGUCGGAAGAGUACUGAGGGGUGGAGUAUUGGAAAUGUAUUACUAGACUUCACUGGUGGAAGCUUCAGCCUUCUCCAGAUGUUUUUGCAGUCAUUCAACAACGAUCAGUGGAAGUUAAUCUUUGGAGAUCCAACCAAGUUUGGCCUGGGUGUCUUCUCCAUCAUCUUUGAUAUUGUUUUUAUGGUCCAGCACUACUGCCUUUAUAAGAGACGAGGGUAUGAACCUUGUGAAUAACAUCCCUUGUGAAGACAAAAACUUGAACUUGAACUUGCCCCUGCCCUGGCUGAGGGCUUUGAAGAUGCCCACUGCCAGUUACCAGAAAUACUGCUUCUGACCUCCAUUUAUACUUUGAUCCUCUCUGGCAUGGAAUACAAGCUGCUGCCUUGCCAGAUGCCUUAAAGGACAGCAAGCCAUCUAAUCGCCACUUGCAAAUGGAAGACUUGUGCCUGUUGAAGCUGCAAAGACAAUGUAGCAUGAGCUGUCCAAGCAACAUGUGGCUCUCUUUCCAUUAUCAACAGGAAAGAGACCGGAGUGGUGUCUAUCUGAUUGGAAGUGAAGCACAAAGAGCAGAGGUCUGGCUUCCAAAGAGCUGAGAUCAUGUUUAAGCAACCACUUAAUACCUUAAUGUAAUGACUGAAGACUGUGUGUGGAUCUAAGUGCUGCUGCUGACUCCUCAGACAGACCACAGUACACCACCACUCAGGGUGUCUGUCAGCAGGUGUAGGGAUACAUAGAAGAAUAAUGAGAUUGGUACCAAAUACACAAUUGUUGGAACCUGAACUCUGGUAAAAGGGAAUACUGAGAAGAAACUGUUCUUAUUUCACUGAAAGCUCUUUCAAAGGUGCCAAGUGCUCAGAUUUACCUGACUACUUCUAGUGCACUAACUUCAUUCUGCUCUGUUCUACUGACAUGCCUUGAAUCUUAAAUGGUGGACGGUAAGACUAAAGAUUUGUUAUUUCACAAUGGAUGGUGUUGAUUGACAGCCCCAUGAUUAAAUGGUCUUUGGUUUUU
Phalacrocorax carbo (great cormorant) is the source of this 2009-nucleotide messenger RNA. Lineage: Eukaryota; Metazoa; Chordata; Aves; Suliformes; Phalacrocoracidae. The record is from RefSeq and is a predicted model, not a curated record.